AGAUUUGGCUUGUUCGUUAAAAUCCUUUAUACAUAUUUAUUUGAAAGUAAACAGGCUUAAAGUUCAAUACACAGGAUUUUUUAUUUUGCUUUUUAUAAGUCUUCUUGUGAAAGUUUUGAAUGUUGGGAUAUUUUGGGUGUAAACGACUUUGAUGGCAACAAUCAUAAAUGUGGCACUACCGUAAAGGUCACUGUGCUUAUAAAUAGGUUAUGCGGUGUUAAACAUGGCGUCAAAAACCGACAAGAAGUAAAUAAAACUGACAGUUUAAAUUUUUGUAGAAUAUUGUUGGAUUUAAUCACUUUUGUUCACUAUGUAUUUUAUGUCUGAUUUUUGCCGAGUUUGCCUUCAAGGGGAAAAAGGACUUAAAGACAUUAUGAAGGACAAAGAAACUCCCGAUAGUUUAUACAGCAAAUUAAAGUUAUGUGUGUCAGAAGUUGAUUGGUGUAUGUAUAAGACUAUGUUUAUAUGUGAGAAGUGUGUAAUUAAGUUGAACACAGCAUUUGAAUUCAAGUGUCAGUGUAUCAAAUCUACAGAAAUUUUAAGAAACUUUUUAAAUCAAUUGGGUAUUGAAGAAAGUAAGACUGACGUGAAACGACAUGAAGUAAAUUCAACAAUUGUAGAAGAAAAUUUAAAAGCAUCAAAGGAUAAAUCGGACUUAAAUCCAGCAUCUUUUGUUCAUGUAAGGCCUGAUCAACAACUAUUUACACCUGGCCACUUACAAAAUGUGAUAGUUUCUCCUAGUGCAACACAAAGUGUUUUUCCUAAUCUGUUUUUUAAUCUAAUCCCAACAAAUUUAUUGAAAGCUUCAAGCCCACCUCCUUUAAGUUCUGUUAGUAGGCUUCCACUAUCAAAGACUGCUCCUCAAGCAAAAGAUGCAAAUCAAAAUAUGUUUGUGAGCAUUCACAGAUUUUUUCCUGUAAUUUCUCCAACAAAAGAUAGUACCAUUAUUCAGUCAUCAACAAAUCAUAGUGUUAUGCCAUCUAUUUCAACAAAUAAUGUUCAACCAGAAAUUACAAGACCUGUAGUUAAAUCAAAGGAAGUUUCACAAAUAUUAACUGAAAACAAUAGUGAAGAGUUAAGCAUUGAGAUUGAUCCAGCAUGUUUUGAUUUAGAAGACGAGGAGAGUCCAGACAGUAUAAAUAAGUCAGAAAUGAACAUUUUAAGAGACUGGGAAGAUGUUAUUGUAAGUAACAAGAUAUCCUCUGAGCAUGACAAUAUAAAUAUCAGAACAUCCUUAAAUAACUCACUUCCUACUUUAAACAAAAUGCUGGAAGUUAACAAUAGCCCUGCACCUCUUGACAUAGGAAGUAUUCAUAAACGAAGUAAUACUCACAAUCCACAUAGUGCCAGUAUUUCAAUUGUCCCAAAACAGCAGCCAUAUGUGGGUAAUUAUGUGCCUGUUUGUCCAAAAUUACCUGAACAUCUGGCUACUAUGGAUUUUGAAGAAAAAAUUGAGUUUUUUAAUGCAGGGCAUUUCAUGACACAAAAAGAACCAGAGAAAUCAUCAGCUAUAGAUUGUAUAAGAAUAUUUUCUUGUGAAAUGUGUUCAAAUACAUUUGACUCUUUACAAAAGUUAAACAGCCAUAUCAAACAACAUCAUUCAGGGAAGUUUCCAUACAGAUGUAAAUAUUGUUUUAUGGAGUUUGCAGUUCGGUCACAAUUCAAGGAACAUUUACAUGCCCAUUUAUCAGAUUCUGGUGAUAAUUAUACAAAAGAUACCAUCACAUUAGACGAUUUAAAUUCUGAGCAUCAUGAAUCAUUAGUAUUAAGUUGCGUAAAUUAUAAACCUACCCCUCCACAAAAAACUGAGCAAACAGAAGGAGAAGGUGAAGCUGAAACUGGCGAAUUUAAAUGUGAGCAAUGUCCUAGAAGAUUUAACAGUUUACACGGCUUAUCUCGACAUAAAGUACGAAAACAUAACUUUAAAGCAAAGAAAAAGUAUUUUAUAAAAGGCAUGAAAAAUGCCAGAUGUGAUAUUUGUAAUAGAGAAUUUUCUACGCAAUCUUACUUGCAGUUGCAUAUUAAACUGCAUUAUCGUAAAAGUGAUUUUAGACGUAAAGUUUUUUGUAAGGAAUCGUAUGCGUCUGGUAGUCAUUUCUUAAACUUCAAUGACAAAAAUCAGUAUGAAGAGUAUAGCAUGAUAGACAAUCAUAUGUUGGAUAUCGAUGUUCACAUGGAUACUGACGAGUCAUUUUCAUUAGAUGCUAAUGUAGGAGAAACAUUCACAGAAGAUACUAACAUUUCUUCAAAAACUGUUAAUGAAACUUUUGGUAUGGAUACCUCAUUAUCCACUUCUAACAUUAAUACCACAGUAAAAACUACUCAAAUAGAAAAUUCAUCAGAAAACUUUGCCAUGGACAGCUCUUCCACUGAAACUGUCGAUUCAUGUUUAGGUGAUUCAACAAAUACCGAGUUACUAGAUCCUUGUGACAAUAUAAAUCCUAACAUACUUUAUAAACCAAAUGUAAAUAACAUUUCUGAUGAUGAAAUCAAGGACAAAAAUGAAGACAGCAAGGAAGAACUGAUAAGUAAAUCUAAUAAUAAAGUUGAACAAAAGAGAAAUGGAACUGAAAACAAAAGCAGUAUUGAAAAUGAAAGUAAAGAAAACAAUGAGACUGUAUCAGAAAAUAUAGAUAGAUUUGAAAACAAUGAUGCCAAUUAUGCUGAUAGUAAGGAGGAAAAAGUUGAAGCCAAAGUCUGCCUUUCAAUGGAGAUUUUAGCCGAAAAAAAUGUGGAACCAAAGAAACAGAAAUGUGAAUUUCCUGUAUUACAAGAAAAUGAAAAGAAAGAAAACUGUGAUCCUCAGCCAUUUAAAGAUUUUAAAUCACGUGAUGAUAGUAAAAAACAUUCCAUUAGAAACGACGAUGUUACGGUAUCUAAUGUAGGCAUAAAAUUGAAAAUUAACUUACGAAAUAUUAAGCAAAACAGUCGAGAAGAAACCAUUGAGAGAAACAAAGAAGAUUUGGUUAAUGAAACAACACCAGAUGAAUUAGUAGCUGCAAAGCAACAAGAACAUACAGAACACCCUGCAAUAAAUGUUAUGGGUGAUUCAAAAAAAUGUAAAGAAAAAAAUAAAAAAAAUGAUAGUUCACGAACGUUUCCUAGAAAACGUAAGGGAAGUUCGUCUAAAAAGUCAUCAAGAAGAAAAUCGAAAACUAACAAAGUAAACGAAUCAAUAACAGAUCUGACAUUGACGUUGGAAGAAAUCGAUGUUACAGAAACAGUAAAUUCGUCACAUUUAAAAUUACCAGAAAAUAAGAAGCUGAUGGAUAAUGUGACAUCGUCAGAUGAUAUAGCACUAAUAGAUAACGUAAUUUCAGCAGAAAAGGAUUUACUAAAAGAAAAUGCAACAUCGAUAGCAAACGUGAUAUCGGCAAAUAGUACAUCAACAGAUAUCAACUCAGCAGAUGACACAAUUCUGAACGAUGCUGAAAACGAAAAUCAAACAUUCUUUAGUGGUUAUAAGAUUGAGAUGGUUAAUGGUCGACCUAAAUGCAAUUUUUGUAACAAACUUUUCAGUAGAAAACAUGAUUUGAAACGUCAUAUGAAUAAUAUACAUUUGAAAGCGAUAAAGUACAAGUGUCAUCUGUGUGAUGUCACCUUUUACGAGGCGUUCCAUCUUACGAGACAUUUGCGUCAGCAUAAUUGUUUUUUAACUUGUGCCGUUUGUCCGAAAAAUUUCAGUACACUGAGAGAUCUAAAGUGUCACGUGGACUCUAUUCAUAAAGAAGAUCCAUCUGUCCAAUGCGGAACUUGCAGUAUUGUGUUUUCGAACUUGGAAGAGUUGAAAGAUCAUAUCCAACAACAUGACAAGGAAGUGAUAUAUAAGUGUCAUCUUUGUACGGAUGAGUUUGGUGAAUCUCGGGACUUAACAAAACACCUUGUUGGACAUAGCGGUAUGUACUCAUGUGGUUCUUGUCAAGCUACAUUUGCGACUGAACACGAAUUGAACUUGCACCUUAAAGUGCACUCGUUAAACAUCUCUGAAGACACGAAAUACGAAUGUGAGAUUUGUCAUAACAAGUACAAAAAGAAGCGUUACUUGGCGAACCAUAUAAAGCAUUCGAAACAUAAUCGUAGUUUGGAGAAAAAGGACGCAGAUGAGGUGCAUGUUAACAGGGUAGAACGUAAUAAUUCUGAUGAUUCCACCUAGUGAAUCGUACGUAUCAUUUUACUUGUACAAAGUAAAUAUACUUUAAUGUCCUUAAAACAAAUACUGCUGCAUAUUCUAACAAAAAUACAGUCAAGGUGUUACGGUGAAUUUCUUCUUACUGUGACUUUCUAAUAACAUUAUGUAAAAUUAUUUAAAAUUGAUAUUUCAAUAUAACAUCAGAACACCUUAAUUUGGUUUAGUUAUUAUAAUACAACUAUUGAUUGAUAGUACAAGUUGUGUGGAUUGAAAAAAUUGUACUAGGUUUGGGUAAAAUUAUUUUUAGCACGAUGGAGUCAUGCGGAAAUCAUUACCUUUUUAUCUUUGAAGAAUGAAUUAAUUGUUAUGUAUCAGUAUUAUUUUUAAGGACAUUACAAACUAGUUGUUAUAGCACCAUAUCUGACAGGCAAAUACAUGUACUCUCAUUUCGUUUAUUUAAAACCGUAUCAUUAACGUAUUUAUUACAUUUCUUGCUAGAUUAGUUGCGGUAUUGUUGUAGAGUUUAAAUUUGACUCUAACAUAACUAAUAAUUGCAAUUUUUCGUUUAACGAUGUAUUGCCAAAGAAAAUUACUAAGGUAGACAAAUGUGUAAGAGAACUGAUUCGUUGAAUUUUGGUUUAAAUUUCGUUAAAUAAUAGACUGCUUCAAUGUUUGUUUUUAUAUUAAAAACUAAGAAAAACACACUGCCCUGAAUUUGCAGUAUUAAUUUAACUCAAUCUUUUUAGGGUGUGCUUAUCUAUAAUUAUGUUUAUUUUUAAUUUGAUUUUUAAAAAUAAAGUCAAAAAUAUUUGCUUUGUAAGAAUGUAAACGUAUAAUUUAAUUUUGAACUGUGAAAAAUGUGUGUACUUUUUAUGAGCAUAUUUCAGUAUGCAUAAAAUAUGCAUUUUCUUUUAUUUAUGAACACGUGUAUUUUAUUUGUAGCAUUUAGUAUUUUUAAAAAUUACAUUUAUGUUUAUAAAGAGUACAAGUAUCUCACAAUAUAAAAAAUACGCAAUAAUAUAGCGAUUGGUAAGAGGUCAAAAUAUCAAUGACUAGUGAUCAUUCUAACAAGUUAUUUCAUAUUAUAAAAAGAAAGAGAAAAAUUAUUUUUUUUUUCGUUAUGUAUGAUAUAGAUUAUUUACAGUCUUUCAAAAAAUAAAAAAC
Molecule: messenger RNA, 5293 nt
Organism: Agrilus planipennis (emerald ash borer)
Lineage: Eukaryota; Metazoa; Arthropoda; Insecta; Coleoptera; Buprestidae
Product: MDS1 and EVI1 complex locus protein EVI1-A-like
Exons: 4
Coding region: 311-4153 (1280 amino acids)
Biological process (GO): regulation of transcription by RNA polymerase II
Cellular component (GO): nucleus
Molecular function (GO): DNA-binding transcription factor activity, RNA polymerase II-specific; RNA polymerase II transcription regulatory region sequence-specific DNA binding; zinc ion binding
Source: RefSeq, a predicted model, not a curated record